Aspergillus candidus is the source of this 2475-nucleotide messenger RNA. Its product is annotated as putative intracellular protein transport protein (Sat1). NCBI's taxonomy places the organism in Eukaryota, Fungi, Ascomycota, Eurotiomycetes, Eurotiales, Aspergillaceae. The transcript is spliced from 3 exons. Gene Ontology annotation, cellular component: Ric1-Rgp1 guanyl-nucleotide exchange factor complex; Golgi membrane. The record is from RefSeq and is a predicted model, not a curated record. Bases 1 to 2475 code for a protein of 824 amino acids. Gene Ontology annotation, biological process: retrograde transport, endosome to Golgi.
AUGCCACCGGACAUCCAGGUCUUCGUGAAAUGGAAAGAUCAGACUAUCUUUGCCGGAGAAGACGUGGAAUGCACCAUCACCUUUAAGAACGUCGCGGAGAGCGUCGAUUCCACUCGUGCUGCCCACAGCCCUCAACAACGAAAUCAAUCGCGAACGAGGGAUAUUAGUCCCCACUCCGAGUCGCGAUUCUCACUCAAAUCCCCCUCCAGCAUCUUCUUCAGCUCCAGCUCUAGCCGCCGUUCCUACCCGUCCAUUCCGAAGAAGAGCCCGUCCCAUCGCAUCUCAUCGUCCGUUAGCUCCCCGUUGAUCGGCUCCCAUAGCUUCCCACCUCCGUCGUCGCCGCGCAACGGCCCUCCGUUCGGGCAUAAGCACAAACGGUCCAUCUCGAUCCUGUCCAUUGACAGUGAGGGUGGAGACAAGACUCCGAGGACUUCGUCGCAAUAUGGCCGCCCCAUGGUACCGGCCAGGGGGCAUGGGCGCUCUGCCAGCAUGCAGGUAGUACCGAGGCGAUAUGAAGGCUACGAGGACAGUUCCAACAGAGAUGGAUACAGCCCUGGCCGUGGUUUGCCAUCCGUGUCGCCCCUAACCCCGUCGCCUGGAAAACUGAGGGUCGACGUGGAGGGAUUGACGCGACCAGGUCUCCCAGCACAGGGACGCCUCAGUCCCGGCAGAACGAUCGAACCCCAACGGAUGCCUGCGCGCCGGCCUCAAUUGCCUCCGAUCGACUUCAAGUUUCCCGCCGCUCCACCUUCAGACACCAGCAACGGUCGCCCGGGAACGUCUCCCUCUUCUCUAUCGGCGGAAGGUAGUGCGAUCACAACGAGAUCGCGAGGGAGUGAUGGGUUUGCCCUCGCUCCUGGAAUGACCAAGAUCGCGUCGACAUCGAGCGUGAGUGGGAGUCAUCGGAGCAGUGGGGAGUUUUAUGCCCCCAGCGACAAAUCCUCCGAGACGUUUCAAUCAGAAUACACGAACUACUUGAUGGGCCCGCCGCGACCAUCGCCGGUGCGGAUGCGGCACGCACGGCACAUGUCCAGUGUGGACCCGGUGGGCUCACAUCCUCAUGCCCAGACACUCCUGAUGGGCUAUGCGCAAAUCAGCGCAUCGUUCACCGUCGACGGAUCGUUGAUCAACCAAUCUAUGUUUGAAGAAGUGAAGCGGAAAGGGGUCGUUGGGGGCCAAGGGGGGAUGGCCGGCGGUCCCAACGGGCGAGCGACACCCAGCGGCGAUAGAGGUCGCAAAGGCGGUUUCUGGGGUGCUCUGAAGUGGAACAGUAUCGAGGAGUCUCUGAGCGGACUCCUCCAGAACAAUGAACUGGACGGGCUACGGGAGAUGCGGGGGGUGAGCUCCUCCCGAUCGAUUCCUUUACUAUCCACAUCACAAUCGUUAUUGUUUGUCGACCUACGGCUGGCACCCGGUGAAGAGCAGUCCUACUCGUUCUCUUUUACACUGCCCAGCGGCCUGCCAGCCAGUCACAGGGGCAAGGCGAUCAAGAUUGCCUACAACCUCGUAAUCGGCACGCAACGCCCAAGUGCUCCGAAUGAAACCCAGCGGAUGAAUCGCAUCAGUAUCCCGUUCCGUGUCUUUAGCGGUGUCAAUAGCCAAGGAACGAUCCUUGGACAUGACCUGAUGCAACCCUACGUCCUUCUCCGCGACGAAGCAAGGGUGCAAAAAGUCAACUCUAGCAUGCCCCCUCCUGUCAAAAUGAAAAGCAUCAGCGGGGCCACAUGGGCCUCGGCACCGGAGUUCUUGUCCUAUGUGGACGAGAUUCUGGAGCAGCGGUCCCGCAGUACGCUGCUUCGACCACCCGAUAGCCUGGCGGAUAAGCGGCUCAGUCACGACGUGUCAACCCCUGGGCCGCUGACCUGCAAGGAUGCCAUUGACCUGGCUGUUCUGCGGAGCAACCAAGCAUUGGCCUCUUCCCGUAGCCCGAACCGGUUCGAGAUCGCGCGCAACGGACGCCGGAUCGCCGUGGUGGUACUCAAUCGGCCGUCGCACCGACUAGGGGAGACGAUCAUCGCGACGAUCGACUUUGCGGACGCCGCGCUGCCAUGCUAUGCGCUGCGGGCGUCGCUCGAAACGUCGGAGCGAGUGGCCCCCGAGUUGGCGGUGCGGUCCAACGCGAGCAUCCGACGGGCGACGCGACGCGUACACGCCACCUUUUUCGAGAACACCCUGUUUGCCUCGCGGGUGGUGUUCAGUCCGGCAGUUCCCAUGGCGGCCACGCCGACAAUCCUGACGACUGGUGUCAAUCACGAGUGGGAGCUGCGAUUCGAGUUCGUGACCAACACCGCGCAGCACAAUCCGCCAUCGGGAGCAGGUCUACUUGAGACUGCGACGGAGGACGACCGCGGCGUGAUUAGAACGGCGAUCGAGAGCCUGGGAUGUGAGUCUUUCGAGAUUGCAAUCCCGAUCACGGUCUACGGGGAGACAGUGCGAGAGCAAACGCCUGAGGAGAGUGAAGGGUAUUCUAUAUAG